AGAAUGGCUACUGAGGAGUUCAACGAUGCUCUCCACAGUUACAGCCGUGUUGCCCACGAUCACACUCUGGCUCUGCUAGCUGUAUGUUCUUGGCUAUCAAGAUCAGCACUGCCCAAGUCAUUGUCCGAUUCAACUGGUGAUGAGAUGGGGGUCAACCAGUCCGUGGGCUUUCCACCUGUCACAGGGCCCCACCCCGUGGGCUGCGGGGAUGUGAUGGAGGGCUGGAGUCCCCAGGGGAGCUUCUUUCGACUCUUCUACCCCUGCCAGGAGGCAGAGGAGACCACGGAGCAGCCCCUGUGGAUUCCCCGCUACGAGUACUGCAUGGGCCUGGCCGAUUACCUGCAGUUUAAUAAGCGCUGGGGGGGGUUGCUCUUCAACCUGGCUGUGGGGUCUUAUCGCCUGCCUGUCAGCUGGAAUGGCCCCUUUAAGACAAAGGACUCUGGAUACCCCUUAAUCAUCUUCUCCCAUGGCCUGGGAGCCUUCAGGACACUAUAUUCAGCCUUCUGCAUGGAGCUGGCCUCCCGUGGCUUUGUGGUGGCUGUGGUAGAGCACAGAGAUGGGUCAGCUGCGACCACCUGUUUCUGCAAGCAGGCCCCAGAAGAGAACCAGCCCUCUCAUGAGUCGCUGGAGGAGGAAUGGAUUCCCUACCGCCCAGUUAAGGAAGGGGAGAAGGAAUUUCAUGUUCGGAAUUGCCAGGUGCAUCAGCGGGUAAACGAGUGCAUACGGGUGUUGAGGAUCCUGCAAGAGGCCACUGCAGGGAAGACUGUCCUCAACAUCUUGCCUGAUGGGUUGGACCUGAAGACCUUGAAGGGCAGCAUCGACAUGAGCUGCGUGGCUGUAAUGGGACAUUCAUUUGGAGGGGCCACAGCUAUUCUGGCUUUGGCAAAGGAGACCCAAUUUCGGUGUGCUGUGGCUCUGGAUGCCUGGAUGUUUCCUCUGGAACGUGACUUUUACCCAAGGGCCCGAGGCCCAGUAUUCUUCAUCAAUACUGAGAAAUUCCAGACAGUGGAGAGCAUCAACUUGAUGAGGAAGAUGUGUGCCCAGCAUGAGCAGUCCAGGAUCAUAACUGUCCUUGGUUCUGUUCACCGGAGUCAGACUGACUUUGCCUUUGUGUCUGGGAAUUGGCUUGGUAAGCUCUUCUCCACUCAGACCCGUGGGAGCUUGGACCCCUACGAAGGCCAGGAGAUUGUGGUGCGGGCCAUGUUGGCCUUCCUGCAGAAGCACCUUGACCUGAAAGAGAACUAUGACCAAUGGAACAACCUCAUUGAAGGCAUUGGACCAUCGCUCACCCCAGGGGCCCCACACCAUCUAUCUAGCCUUUAGACACAACUGGCCAUUUGUAAAAGGUCACAAAUGGGAGAGAAGCUGAGCUGAAUUCUAAUUUGGGGUCUGCCCAUAACCUCCUGUCAGGAAGUGGUCGACAUGGCCCUUCACAGAUCAAAAGGAUAUGAUCACACUGCUGAAUGGGUAACUGGGUAAUUUGAUCUUGGACUUGUUGAUCUUAAAUUCAUGGUAGGACUUGGAUCACUUACUGAUCAGCACAUUGACUUUCUGGGCCCUGAGCCCUGAUGGUGUAGGGAAGGAGCAGUGGGGUGGGGCUGGGGAACACCCAAGCCCUAAGCCUACUCCCCCACCUUGGGCCAGUGUGGCUUCUGCAGUGGAAGAAAUGAAGCCGAAGGGUGGAGUGAAAAUUCCUGCCUUCAGGACCUUUAGCCCAACCUGGCUCUCUCUCUUCAUACCUCUCAGCCUUCCUCCUCUCCGGGGCUACUUGGUGAGUUCUCAGCACAUUAGGUAACUUUCUAGGAUAUGGACCACGGUCAGAUUUUCUGUUUCUUUUAAGCCUUCUUUAUGCAUGAAACAGUACUGGGCACUUAGGACUAAGUUAUCCUUGUGAGCCCAUGAGGAGGUCAGACAGCAUUGUCCUCAGAGCAUAGGGACAGAAGCUGAGCCUCAGAAGCUCUGGAUAUUUUGGAGUUUUGCUAAACAUGUAUCUUGACACAAGUAGGUUGAGUUGGAGACGGUAGAAUAACAGUGUUAAGUAGCAUUUGAACAGGCCCUUGCCACAAAAGGGAGCUGGUUUGGUCAGCUCGGGUUCAGGAGACUACUCCAGGACAGGUUAGGAACACUUCAGCCCUGCCUCUUACCUCAGGUAUUAUGAGCCUCCAGCUUGCUCAGAAUCGGGGUGCUGUAAGUUGUCUGUUUUUUGACUCUGAAGCCCUAGCCCCAAAUUUAAGUCAGGAUAUACGUUGAAUUUGUAUUCUGUUCCACUUAAAAUUGAAUUAUAUUAAUACUCAUGUUUGCCUAAUGAUAUGUUGGAAUAUUCUUUACUUAAUCUGCAUGAGAGCAAGAUGGAGAGCCAUCUGGAAGUCACUUUCCCUUCUGUCUUUCUCUGUUCACUUACCACUUUUGCCCACAAGGAAAAAAACUUUAAAAGGGAAGGAGGUCUUCCAGGGUAAUCUAGUUCCAAGCUCUGUGGGAAGACCAACCUGAAGCACCCCUCUCUGCUAUUCUAGACUUCUUACCUCAGUUCAGGAGGGGACCCCAGAGGAGGCCAGAACAAAAGGCAAAAGCAUCUCUACUCAGUAGGUCCAAGGUCAGUGCCACCAUUAUAGGCUGGGACCGGGUCUCCCACCUCUCAGCAGUUGUUCUAAGAGGUGAAACAUCAGAUGCAUGGAGGCUGUGAACCUUGGGAGGAUCUAUGAAUUCCAAUGAGACGUAGCGUAAAGAGAAUCUCAUUAAAGCCCUGGGCUCUAGAGUUCUAUAGGCUGGUUUUGAGUCCUGGUUUCACCAUGACUGGCUGGUUAAAUUUGAGCAAAUUAUGUUCUCUUUCCAGUCUUGGUUCCUGCAUUUCUAAGAUGGGGAUCUGCAUUAUGAUAGGAGAAUUAAGUGAGAGGAUGUAUGUGCGUAUGGAUUAUUUAAAAGUAUGCCUCCUACUUUCCAAAUAGACAAGAUUUUUCCAUUUAUCCUAUAGCUGUUGUUUUCUAGCUUAAUUGCUUUUGGCCAGAGAAAAUAACCCAUAUGAUUUUAAUUCUGAAACUUGCUUGUUAGCCCAGUAGGAGGUCAAUUUUGUAAAUGUUCCUUAUAUGCUUAAAAAGACUGUAUUCUGAAGUUGUUGGCUUACUGAACAACAUGGUGGAUUCCCUUCCAUGGGGGUGCAGACAGAUGUAUAAUAGGACCUUCCGACCCCUGCUGGGGACCGAGAGCCCCUCAGCACUCACAGAAGCAGUAGAUGCCACCCCGUGUGCCUGAACUGGUUCUGCAGAUGCCAAGGUUCUGGCAGCUUUAGCACAUGAGACCCACCUUCUCUCUACCUUAGACCCAUACAUGAUACAGGUGUAUUUUGUAAAGACUGGGGCCUCCCUAGAGAAAGAAGUUGUUUGGAAACUGGAUCUAUCUCUCCUCUAUUCAUUUUAUAUUCUAGCAAUGACAUAUUUAUCCAGCAACAUUAGAACAGGUGAAUUUUCCCUAUAAUCAAAAAAUUAUCCUUUAAGCCGCAAAACAUAACAUUGACUGUUUUGAAUGGCAAUUUACCAAAAAAAUAAUGCACACACUGCUUAAUGUGAACUGACUUCAUUUAACUUUUGAGGAUGUUUCAGUCAGGAUAAACUAGGUCAUAUGGUAGUAGCAAGCAACCCCCAAACGCAGCAAAAGUUUAUUUCUUGCCCAUGCUACUUCUCCUCUGUGGGUCAGCUGGAGGCUCUGCUCUGUGUCAUUUUUAUCCUCACUUGGGGACUCAGGCUGGCGGAGUUGCCACGGUCUGGUAUUGGAAGAGAGAUGGUGAAGGUUUCUUCCCAGAAGUGACACUCAUUAUUUCCAUCCACGUGUCAUUGGCCCAGGCAAGUCAUCUGGCCAUACCUAACAUCCCAUAGCAUCCCAAGAGAGCCAAAAUUUCUGUGACCAGGCCUAAUGACAGAGCACUGCCACCCUCUGGCCUAUGAAGAUAUGGCGAGCUCUUUGCAUCUACACUACAUGACUCCCAGCAGCUGUCCUCUUAGUCUGAUUGCAUUUCAUAGUCUGGGUUGUCUCCCUGUGGUCAGGCGGCAGCCAUUAAUCUUCAUUGACUUUGAUGUGCCAGCCCCUAACAGCUCUCCCUGUUCACUUUAGAUUUAUUACUUCUGAUCAGCUAUAUUAUUUCAACUGUCUGAAGUAAGGCUAGGUAGUUACUGAGAGAGGGCUUUAGAGACCCUCCUGCAACUAAAAAGCACUGCCUUUAGUGCUUAGAAUUCUUUGACUGCUCAGAAAGGCUUUUGGUCCUUUGCCUUGGCUUUUGGUUAGCUUCCAGGGACUCAAGGAUACCAGAUAAAUGGCCUUUAGAUAAGCAAGAUAACCCUGCAUGUUAAUUGUCAUGUGCUGAUAAACCUCAUUCUAGUGCAUCUUUUCCAGGAGCAAAUCUGUCUUCGGUUUCUUUUGCAUCUUGUUUCCAUCGCAUUAUAGCACUGUACUCACGGGCGCCUCCUAGUGGUAUAUUGUGAAGUUUCUGAGUGGGGGGAAUGGUGCUGUCAGUCAGGAAGGGAGGAGUCAGUACUGGAUGGAAUGAGAUUCCUCAUCCCUCCCACUUCCUGGAAACAUCAGGCUGAGGCUGGAUGGGUUCUCGCUAUGCCCCCAACACAGACCCCAGCCCCUUUUCUGGUGUGUGUCCUGACACAGCUGCCCCCUUGCCCUUCCUCAAGAAGUCCACUGUGCUAUUGAAAUGUCAAUUGAUGGACUCUAAUUUCAUGUGUUGGCCAUGUGGGGACCUUCAUCUGCCCCCUUUUUCUUCUGGGACACCACUUACCCCUGGGCCUGCAAAGUGACAGAGGGACAGGAGAGGCCAUAGUCUGUACUUGGGAUCCAGUCCUUAUUAGGAAGCUUACUUUUUGUCCCAUCACAGCCAGAUGCAAAGGCCAAGUUUCCCUGCCCAUAGCUGUGUGGCAAAUGAUGACGAUGACAAUGAUGACGACAGUAAUGAUAAUCGCGGUAAAAACCAGCACUGAUGUCGCCCCGAUUGCGUGUCAGGGACUGUGCUCAGUGCUUUACAUGCCUUAUCUCAUUCAAUUUUUUACAGUAACCCCAUGGGGUCAGGUGAUAUUAGCCUCAUUUUGUGUAGGAGGAAACAGAGCCUUAGAGAAGUGAUUUGAUCAAGCUCUCACAGCAAGAAUUUGGCAAAGCUGGGAUUUAGGCAUCAAAGUCCAAGCUCUUAGUCACUGGGCCAUACUGCCUAAUACACAUACUUGGUUUUGCACCUCCCCCUGUCUGUCAGGGUAUGAGGAAUAUAAUUUCAUGAUAGAUCGAGUCAAGAAUGCCACAUUCUGCAGCAAUUUCCAUGUGACUUGUAUUGAGAUUCAGCGAUAUCCUUGGGAGUAUUGAGAUGUGGGUGGGAGAGAGCUGAGCUUCACUGCGGACUGUGGGUCUGUUGAUUUGAUAGAUGAGGAAAGCAGUUCAGGGAUUAAAAACGUGGUCUUUGAAAUCAGACAACUCCUACGCUGUUAUCCCUGUGACUUUCUGCUAAUUUAUUCACUUACAUGAACUUCAAUUUUCUCAUUCGUAAAAUGGAAAUUCUAAUAGUAUUCAAUCUUAGAACUGUAAUAAAUGAAAUAAUGCAUGGAAAGCACUUAGCACAGGGGCUAUACUAAGGGGCUAGUAAACAUUAACUGUUUUUACUAGUAGUGUUUUCUCUGGUCCUCCUUAGGUGCCUAUAAGGUGAGGGAUUAGCCCUUGUCCUCAGUGGCCCCAGAUGGCCUUGGUCUCAGUCCUUAUUCCAGCUCCUGUUUCAGUUACUCCUUCGCACAAAGCCCGCUGACCCACUCAGCUGCUACCGCCGUGUGAGGGUGGAGCUGGAUGAGAGAGUUUUUCACUCUCUUUGCUCUCACUUCUCUGCUCCUCACAUCAGACAUCCAACCCCACACCACAACUCUAGCCUUGCAGGCUCUCUUCGCCGCCAGGAAAAGUCUACACACUUAGGUUCUGGUUUGGGUUUUAAUUUCACACCUGAUCAUCCAAACACACGUGUCUGUGCACCAGAUGGAAACGGAAGGCCCUAAAAUGUAGAAUGGGAGGCUCAGAGGAGAAGGUCUGUGUAGAGGUUGGCCAAAGCGAAGAAGACGUGGGGAUAGGGAAUUUGUAGUAGGGGCUAGCUGUGUUCACUCUUGUCUGAGGCGGGGAUCGGGGCAAAGUACCCCAGGACCUCGGGAGAGCCUUCCCCAGGCCUGAGAAUGGCCUGCAGAUACAUCUGCACAGCUCUCUCCCUCACUGCCGUAUCUGAUUUCCUGCCAAUUUCUCUUGUUUCUUCCCGCUUGGUGGUUCUCACUUCCAGCUCGCCUUUCCAUGUCGUUUAAGUCUAGUCCCUCCCAUCAACUCACCCCUGUCGUCAUUUUUACAGUCUCCUCGACUCUAAUUUCCCCUUUGCUCUACAUUCUGCUGCCAGAUCUGCCUGAAACAUCACUUUUAUAUCAAAAUGCCAGCCUGGCAAGAUGGUCUAAUGGAAAGAAGACCAAACGGAUUGGAGCCCUGGGUUCUUGUCUCAACUCUCACAGCCUCUCGACCUAUGACCUUGUGCGUACGCCUUUCCUCUCAUGACUUCAGCUUCCCGAACUAAACUGGGACGUAGGGUGGUGGUUGUUGCAUUGGCUGGUCUCUAAGUCCCCUUCAGUUCUGGCAUUUUAUGUCCCUGUCACUGCCUUGUCAGGAAUCUACAGGACUCCCCUUUUCCUGUGCAGUGGCAUCUCACCCCCUCAAUCUGUCUGGUGGUGCCCACUUCUGUCCCCUGCUUCCUCCCUUGCACUCUGCUUUUUCCACGGUGCCCUUAAUAUGCCCAUCCAUUCCCCACACAGACGCGCAUGCCCUUUCUCGUGAUCUUUUCUUGCUUGCAGGGCCUUCCCACCCUCCUAUCUGUAUAUCCAAAUACUGCUAAUCCUUAGGCCCGUGUCUAGUUCCACCUCUUCUGUGAAAUCCUUUUUGAUUAAAUUCAACUAACAUUUGAUCCCUUGGCCUCCUGCUCCCCAAGAGAAAUAUAUCCUGUGCCAUAUUUAGUGUUGUACUUUAUCCCAUUAUUCCAGGAGAAGGGUCUGUCUGUUGGACAGGGAGAAGCAUCCUCUUGCUGACUGGUGAGGGGAACAGGGAUCGCUGUCCCGCCGACCCCCACCCAUGCCCCCCGUCAGCGGGUUUCUUGUUCGCCAGCCCGACUUGGGAACAGCUGGUGUUCGCCCAGCCCUCUGAUGUCUCCAGCUGCUCCUGCUUCCCUUUCUUUUGGUUUUCUAAGAUCUCAGCUGUGGGACCCAGGGCAGAGCCACCAACAGUGUGGCCAAGGGCAGCUGGAGCAAAUGAGAUACAUGGACGUGUAACAGUUGAGAGCUAGAAGGGAGGCAGAACUGAGCACAAAUCACGCCAGCGUUGAAAACGAGGGAAAGCAGUUUGCCAGCUUAUUUUCCCAUCUCGCUUUCAUCUAAAAAAAGAAGCUGCUCAGAAAUACAGUCCUCCUCAGCCUGCUGAGCCAGGUGGUCCCUAGAUUCCUGCCAAGUGUGCAUAUGUAAUUAUUCAUCUUCAUGGAAUCACACCCAGGGCUGAAUCUAGACACUGACACUUUUUUGCCAUUUGAUCUGGAACCAGUGAACCCUCUGAGCCUAUUUCUUUUUCUGUAAAAUGGGGUCACUAAUCUCUGCCUUGCCCCCUCAGUGUUUGGAGGGGUUCCAUGUGAGAUGUAAGAGUGCUUCGUAACUUAUAAAGCACUGGGCAAAUAUAUGUUGCUAUUAAUAGUAAAUGUGCCAUAUUUUAUUUUUGCUAUAGCGUGCUACUAAACGAGCAUGUAUUCUGUGCCAAGUACUGUGCU
Molecule: messenger RNA, 7804 nt
Organism: Miniopterus natalensis
Lineage: Eukaryota; Metazoa; Chordata; Mammalia; Chiroptera; Miniopteridae
Gene: PAFAH2
Product: platelet activating factor acetylhydrolase 2
Molecular function (GO): 1-alkyl-2-acetylglycerophosphocholine esterase activity
Source: RefSeq, a predicted model, not a curated record